Molecule: messenger RNA, 1008 nt
Organism: Aplosporella prunicola CBS 121167
Lineage: Eukaryota; Fungi; Ascomycota; Dothideomycetes; Botryosphaeriales; Aplosporellaceae
Exons: 4
Coding region: 1-1008 (335 amino acids)
Cellular component (GO): cytosol
Molecular function (GO): NAD binding; hydroxypyruvate reductase [NAD(P)H] activity; glyoxylate reductase (NADPH) activity
Source: RefSeq, a predicted model, not a curated record
AUGUCCUCUUCCGGCAAACAGGCGCUUCUCAUCGGCGACAUCACGCACGCGCGCAAGGAAUGGGAAGAAUGCGGAUCAUUCAUCGGACUGCAGGAAUUUCCUAGUGGGACCAGAGAUGAAUUCCUGUCCAACUGCAAAAACGGGAAGUACGACAAUGUGCAGGUCAUUUACCGCAGCAACGAUUCGACAAAGCACACCGGCCCCUUCAAUGCCGGGCUCAUCUCCGCACUCCCCAGCAGCCUGAAAUACAUAUGCCACAACGGCGCCGGAUACGACAAUAUCGACGUGGGAGCAUGUACAUCGCGCGGGAUCAACGUUGCAAACACGCCCACAGCCGUUAAUGACGCCACGGCUGACGUCGCGCUGUUCCUGAUGCUGGGCGCGUUGCGGCGCGUGACGAUCCCCUUCACGGCAGUUCGGCAGGGCCAGUGGCGCGGCUCGCGUUUCACUCUCGGACACGACCCUCGCUGCCUCACGCUCGGUAUCCUGGGCAUGGGUGGAAUUGGGCGUGCGGUCGCGGUGCGUGCUGCCGCCUUUGGCAUGCGUGUGCAGUACCACAACCGGUCGCGGCUGGAUGAGGAGACAGAGGCGCAGGCAGGCCGCGCCAAGUAUGUCUCCUUCGAAGACCUGUUGAAGACAUCGGACGUUAUCAGCUUGAACCUUGGCUUGAGCGAGAAAACGAGGCAUAUUAUUGGCAAGGAUGAGUUUGCUAAGAUGAAGGACGGCGUCGUGAUUGUGAACACGGCAAGAGGUCCGGUCAUGGAUGAAGCGGCACUGGUCGAGGCUCUCGGCAAUGGAAAGGUGUGGAGUGCGGGCUUGGAUGUGUAUGAAGAGGAGCCAAAGAUUCAUCCCGGGUUGCUGGACAACGAGAAUGUGGUGCUACUGCCACAUAUCGGUACUGCGACGCUAGAGACGCAACGCGAUAUGGAACUUCUGGUGCUGGAGAACUUGAAGCAAGCAGUUCAACAGGGUACACUGAAAACGCAGGUGCCAGAGCAGCGGAAGUAA